AUGCACACUUCUUCAAUUAAUAGCAUAGAGAAACGGCUUAGAGAAGAAGAAAGAAGUGCUGUCAAACAAUCGCAGUAUCUCAAUGAAAAUGUGCAAAACCUUACCUUUAGUGGUUGCUGUCAUAGUCAAAGCAGAUCAUGUAUCGAGCACAGUAUAUAUAAUAGCAACAGCAUCUGUCAAUCGAUGAAAGUUCCGCUCGGCCAUUUAUCUUCAUUCCUGCAGGAAGCAUCCCAUAUUUUGAUGGGUGCCAUAGCUGUACAUGAAAAUAAAGUAUGCACCACGAUACCACAAGAAUUCCGCGGAGAAGGUACCUUUGUUAUAAAUUGUGAAAAUCUCGAUCGUUCUGACUCCAACAACGACGGCCUAGGAAUGUGGGGUCGGCCAAACGGACGGAAUCGUUAUUACGGUCAUUCUUCAUGUGGCCUCUUCGCAAGAAUGGACGAUGGCAGGGGUAAUCUUCUCCCUGACGCAAAGUACAUAUGGAAAUGUAUGAUGCGACGAUAUGAGCAUCCUAUGACCACGAGUGUAAAUAGAGGUCAAAAUCGUUUUAUUAAGAAAGUGAGCUAUUUUAUAUUUUUUGUAGUCGCCCGAUUUGUUGUCACAUUCACAGCGUCACAGCUCAACGCAUGCAUUUCGCAAAACGGCGUCAUGGCCGCUCUACCUGCGACUUGUUCUGCGUAUUUUGGUGACUGCCCAUUAUAUGCUGUGGGAGCAAUUGAUUUUAAUGCUGUAGCCUCCAUUAUUCUAGGUGGAACCAUAGUAGAACCUUCAAAGAUAUGUAAUAAAGUUCCUCAAGGAUAUCGAGAGUGUGGUACGUUUAUUAUUGAUUUAUGCAACUUCGUUUCCGACGCCGAAUUAAGAAGAGAUGACAAUGGAUGUUGGGGAAAGCCGGCUGGAAAUUCGAGGUAUUACAAAAUUGAUUCGAGUACGGGUGAUGCCGUGAGGGUUGACCGUUGUUGCAAACUGAUUGAGGGAGCUGAAUACGAUGUACAGAUUCUGUCUAAAAGAUACGAACAUCCACUAGUUAAUGGAAGAUUUGUGCGUAAAAUUUACACCGCCAGAACUCCAUCCAACUCUAGGUAA
This is a messenger RNA of Haemonchus placei, 1083 nucleotides long. NCBI's taxonomy places the organism in Eukaryota, Metazoa, Nematoda, Chromadorea, Rhabditida, Trichostrongylidae. The record is from the annotation of a GenBank genome assembly.